This is a messenger RNA of Radiomyces spectabilis, 1862 nucleotides long. Its product is annotated as Glucanosyltransferase-domain-containing protein. Gene Ontology annotation, cellular component: cytoplasm; fungal-type cell wall. The transcript is spliced from 4 exons. Gene Ontology annotation, molecular function: 1,3-beta-glucanosyltransferase activity. The record is from RefSeq and is a predicted model, not a curated record. Bases 47 to 1561 code for a protein of 504 amino acids. NCBI's taxonomy places the organism in Eukaryota, Fungi, Mucoromycota, Mucoromycetes, Mucorales, Radiomycetaceae. Gene Ontology annotation, biological process: fungal-type cell wall (1->3)-beta-D-glucan biosynthetic process.
UUCUUCUUUGUUCUUUUUUUUUUUUUUCUUGAAUCGUCGUCUUACCAUGCGCGCUUCCUUGCUUGGGUUGCUGUUAGGCGGCCUUGCCACGGCGUGGGCUAUCAAUCCUAUUACCAUUAAAGGCCAUAAAAUGUUUGAUGCCAACACUAAAGAGCAAUUUUUCAUCAAAGGUGUUGCGUAUCAGCCGAGAAAUGAAGGCACAGGCAAGAAUGCUGUCGUAGAUCCUUUGGCCGAUGCUGCUGCCUGCCAGAGAGACGCGCCAUUAAUGAAGCAACUGGGUUUGAAUGUGGUGCGCGUGUACGAGGUGGAUCCAAGAAAGAAUCACGAUGCUUGCAUGAAAGCAUUUGCCGAUGCUGGCCUUUACUUGCUUCUCGAUAUUGCUACGCCCAAAUUCUCCAUCAAUCGUAAACUGCCCGAAUACGAUGUACGACUAUUCUCAGCUUACCGAGCUACCAUUGACGCCUUUGCCGGGUAUCCAAACACAUUGGCCUUUAUUGCAGGAAACGAAGUCACCAACGACAAGACCAACACAGAAGCCUCCGCUUUUGUCAAAGCUGUCAUCAGAGACACCAAACAAUACAUUCGUCACACCAAAAAGCGAUACAUUCCCGUUGGUUACGCCAGCAAUGACGAUGAAUUCAUCCGUGAUGCCAUCAAGGAUUAUUUUAAUUGCGGCAACGAAGAUGAACAGACCGACUUUUUUGGUGUCAAUCUUUACGAGUGGUGUGGCAGUUCGUCGUUUGAAAAAUCCGGUUAUGCCGAUCGUACGCGCGAUUUUUCAUCGUACAGCAAACCAGUGUUCUUGACCGAGUACGGAUGCAAUUUGGUCACGCCACGUCCUUUCACUGAAGUGGAAGCGUUGUACAGUUCGCAAAUGACCGAUGUUUGGUCUGGCGGCGUAGUGUAUGAAUGGACGCAAGAAAACAACCGUUACGGCUUGGUGAAAAUCGAUACUAAUACGCAACACGCCGAAGUAUUGGAAGAUUACAACAAUCUCAAGUCGGCAUUGACCAAAGCCAGUCCCAAGGGCGUUCAAAUGGAUGCAUUCAAUGAACAGCGCCAAGCGUCCAGCUGUCCUUCGAAAACAGACAACUGGAAAGCGCCACUCGAACUCCCCCCGACGCCUUCUGAGAAAGCAUGCCAGUGUAUGCGUGAUAACCUCGGCUGUGUCACGUCCGAUAAAGCGUUGAACACAGAUAGCUCCACCAACGGCACCAACGCGAUAGGCAAGCAGAUGGAUGCUUUAUGUGGCACCAUUCCAUGUAAAGAUAUCAGCAGCGAUAUGGAAAAAGGAGCCUACGGUAUCUACUCUUUCUGUGCGCCCCAGGAUAAAUUGAGUUGGCUGUACCAUUUGUACAUCCACAACGACAAAAACGCCAAAUGCGACUUUGACGGCUACGCUCAACUUGCGGCCCCCAAACGCAACGAUCUGUCGAGUUGUCCCACCAUCGCACCCAAUAUGGAGGGUCCCUCUGGCGAAUUUGCCUCGGUCACUUCCCAUUUGACACCAACCCUUUUGGUAUACACAUUACUUGUCGCCAUGCUUUGGCAUUGCCUCUAAUUCCACUCACUCUUUGCAUGAGUUCUAAUUUGUUCGCCCUCUUUUUUUUCCGUUGGCAACUAAUUUUUUCACAUGAAAUUUUCAUACAUUGGUUAUCUUUUUUUUCAGCGCUUGUUAUAAUUAACCAUUUUGGCCGUUUACCAAAUCAUAAUAGAAUAUGCGAUGCGGAUUAGUCGUUUAAAGGACAAGCGAAACGAAAAACAAAAAGGAAAGCAUAGCAUAAGCAAAAAGUCAAGGGAGACACUACAGCACAGAAGGAGACGCAUCGGUCAAAUUGAUGCUGACCAAUAAAGGGUGUGUG